CCCCGAGCUGUUUAUUUUCACAUCUUCUUCACGAACCACCAUCAUCUGUGUUAAAAUCUUGUCUCUCUGCUCUGACAGCUGUCGUCCUCGACAUUUUCUACUUUCUUCCCCUCUGGUCACCUAUUAGGAUCGUCCUGCAUAGCCAGGAAAACCUUAAACCAGCCUCAAAAGUAACCCAAUAAUGUCGCCAGUUGUUCUAGAGCCCGCUCUGAACAUGCAUAAUUCGCCUAUUUCAUCGACAAUGUCUCAUCUUGAAUCAGCAACUUCUAGUUUGCCUUCGGAUCUAUACGAUGCAAUGAAGCGGUCAGGGCCUUCUGAAGAGUACAAUUACUCCAACGGAAUUGGUCAAACGCCGCGACCGGCGUGCGUGAACUGUGGAACGUCGGAGACCCCCCUCUGGAGAAGGGACGCAGAUGGUAAUUCUGUAUGCAAUGCUUGUGGUCUUUAUCAAAAGUCCCGGCAUAUGCCUCGUCCAUCAUCACUAGCUCGAACACCACCUCCUCAUCCUCCGCCAUCGUCCUUCAAUUCUGCUCCUACCAACGGUUCCAAUGGUUCGGGGUCCAGACAAAUGCCGACUUCACCCACGUCUCCGUCCCAAAAGCAGCGCAAGCCCUCAUCUCCCACUGAACACGCUGCCACCAACCCAUCCUCAACUGCGCCAGCAGCUUCGCAUGCUGGAGGAACAUGUCCCGGAGACGGCAGGUGUGACGGCACAGGUGGGACCUCAGCCUGCUCAGGCUGUCCCACUUAUAACAAUAACGUAUCAGUUUCAUCUCGGAUGAUGGAGAUGGAGAAGAAACCUGGCAGCAACAACGAUCCCGCUGGCAGCGCUAAGGGUGUCGUCGCCGAGUCACCUUCCCAGCCAGCCAAUACUGCUUCAUCGUCGGUGGGAGGUGCUGGCAAUGAUGUGGCACCGAGUUCGCCGGGCCAAGGUGAAGGUGCUGGGAGCCCGGAUCCGACAGGGGGACCUGGUGGGAGCGGAAACCCCUCCAGGAAGAUGCCGAGAGGUGCUGUAGGAGCGUUGAGCUGUGCAAAUUGUGGGACAAGUACGACGCCCUUGUGGAGGCGGGACGACGUCGGCAAUAAUAUUUGUAAUGCGUGCGGCCUCUACUUCAAGCUUCACGGGACUCAUCGUCCCAACUCGAUGAAGAAAAGUGUUAUCAAGCGUCGAAAACGUGUACCCGCUGCAGGUCCCGUCGGUCCUCCUCCGCUAGGCCGAAUGUCUGAUCAGGCCGCGGCCGAAGCCUUGGUUUCUGUAGGCCGCUUCGGGGGUGUCGGCGUUGGCGACGAGAGUGAUGGAGAAGGAGCCGAUCAACCGAAAAGGAAGAAGGCGAGGAAAAGCAAAGGUGACAAAAGGUCUGGCGAUGAUGAUAACAUAGAUUCUGGAGGCGAAGAAGACAGCGGAUCGCGGAAACGCUGGGCUGGGGAGAGUUCUCAUAGGCCGCCAUCGAUUGGUCCUUACCCGCACAUGCAACGCUCGUCGCCGUUCAUUGCCGGCCAUGGAGGUUUCGAGCUUCCUCCCUUAAACGCGAUUGGCGGUGGUCUUCAGUCUGGUUCCGGCUUACCUCCCGGCUACAUGAGGUCGGCAUCGAAUGCGCCAAGCAGAACACAUUCGCCUAUGGGACACGCAUCGGCGGUGCCUCCGCAAAGUGGCUACAUCCUUCACCCGCCCCAAGGGAUGUCGCCAUUCUACACCGGUCCUUUAACAGCCCAUUCCGGACAUGAAUCGGCUCUGGGGAUGAUGGGAAGCAGUAGCAUGCCGACCUUGGCGGAAUUGGAGAGGCAUUAUAUGGAACUGCAUGACCAGAGGCGGCGGAUGGAGGAGAUCCUGGACCGCACAGACAGGCUGAUGGGGGAUGUGAAAAGGGGGAUGGACGAGAUGAGGAACACGGCUGCUUCUAGUGGUGGCUCGCAGUCUGCGAGUCAACAGCAACAACAGACGUCAUCUUCGUCUAUGUCGGGACCAGCUGGUGGAUCUUCUACUGGUGCCAUUCCUCUGGCACGCUCUUCCGAUAAAGAACGGAGUCGAGGAGAAAACGUCUGGCCAACAGCUGCCAGUUCCGAAUCGAGGGAUUGAUCAUCUUUUGUUUAACUUGCGUUCGAAUGCUACUCUACUUUUCUUUUUUUUUUGGUUGCGAAUCUUGGCUAUUACAUAUAUUGCACCCCUUUCUUUAAUUCCUUAUCCACCUUCCAGUUUAUAUCGGGCGGAGGGCUGUUCAUAUUCCAAAGGGACGCUAACUAUUAGUGCAUGUAUUUAUGAGCGCCCUUCAUCAACAUCUUUCCGUUGUAUCUACCUCGUCGUUGAACUCGUUUUGGUGUUAUUGUUCAUCGUUGUCUUGCAUUCUAUUUACUAUCUUACAGGUUGUGUAGAACACCGCCCUCUAUUAAUGUAAACGUUGUGUAUCCCUAGGCAAGCAA
Messenger RNA from Guyanagaster necrorhizus, 2418 nucleotides. RefSeq lists its product as uncharacterized. Gene Ontology annotation, biological process: negative regulation of transcription by RNA polymerase II; positive regulation of transcription by RNA polymerase II. Gene Ontology annotation, cellular component: nucleus. The transcript has 4 exons. The record is from RefSeq and is a predicted model, not a curated record. The coding region runs from base 182 to 2077 and encodes 631 amino acids. Lineage: Eukaryota; Fungi; Basidiomycota; Agaricomycetes; Agaricales; Physalacriaceae. Gene Ontology annotation, molecular function: zinc ion binding; DNA-binding transcription factor activity, RNA polymerase II-specific; RNA polymerase II cis-regulatory region sequence-specific DNA binding.